AUGGGGCAGAAUGUUGCAGAUUACAUGUGUUACUUGAUUGAAGAAGAUGAGGGUGCUUACAAGAAACAGUUCUCUCAGUACACAAAGAACAACGUAACUCCAGACAUGAUGGAGGAGAUGUAUAAGAAAGCUCAUGCUGCAGUACGAGAGAAUCCAGUGUAUGAGAAGCAGCUUAAGGAAGAAGUUAAAAAGAAGAGGUUGAACCGUCCCAAAAUGUCACUUGCCCAGAAAAAAGAUCGGGUAGCUCAGAAGAAGGCAAGCUUCCUUAGAGCUCAGGAAUGGGCUGCUGAGAGUUAA
This is a messenger RNA of Rangifer tarandus platyrhynchus (Svalbard reindeer), 297 nucleotides long. Lineage: Eukaryota; Metazoa; Chordata; Mammalia; Artiodactyla; Cervidae. The record is from the annotation of a GenBank genome assembly.